Messenger RNA from Bursaphelenchus xylophilus (pine wood nematode), 1811 nucleotides. The record is from the annotation of a GenBank genome assembly. Lineage: Eukaryota; Metazoa; Nematoda; Chromadorea; Rhabditida; Aphelenchoididae.
AUGACUGAAGAAGUCGCUGUGAUGAUUCAUGACCGUGAUGCUUUCAAUAUUCAGCUGGACAAUGAUGUAAGUCAAAAUUUUUGGACCAAUAAUUACCAAUACUUUAGUUGACAGUCAUCUACAUUCAUCCAUCUUGCACUGAGAACAAAUACAAGCUUGGAGAUAAGCUCAUUCAAGUUGACGGGGCCAGAAUUUCGAGUCUUCAGGAGUUGCCGGAGCACUUGAUUUGCCGAGCUCACUUCAGAACGGCACGGUAGGAAACGAUUUUUUGGUGUUUUUGAUGCGUAUUUUACCAAUUUUUGAGGGGUGAAACAGAAUGCCAAGAAUUUUGAAACGUCGCGGGAGCUUUGAAAAUUCAAAAAAUAUUGUGCGUUUACUCAAUGAAAUGUUUGGUAAAAAUGCUUUAACACUCUCCUGAUCCGUAAUUUACCAACUUUUGAGGGUUAAAACACAAUGCCAAGGAUUUUGAAAUUUGGCGGGUAAUUUCAAAAUUCAAAAAAUAUUGUGCGUUUACUCAAUGAAAUGUUCAGUAAAAAUACUUUAACGCUCUUCUCAUCCGUAUUUUACCAACUUUUGAGGGUUAAAACACAAUGCCAAGAAUUUUGAAAUUUGGCGGGGAAUUCAAAAAUUCAAAAGAAAUCGUGGUCUACAAAAUUUUAAAACGAAUAUUUUUGAUUUAAAAAUAUGUCUUUAGUUAUUCCUUACCAUUUUUUGACAGUUUCAAGGGGUGAAACAGAAUGCCAAGAUCUAAAAAAAACUUGCGGAAAGUUUGGAAAUUCAAAUUUUUUGGCUCAUUUGCUCUAAUUUACCUCGAAUUUUAAACAAUUGACCUCACUACCUCCAUAUUUCAGCCUGGUUUUCUCCCGCGAUCCCACUCUGUCUCCGCAGCCAGUUCGAAAAGUCCAAGUGCAAGAAGACGUGAGCAAAAUCGUUGACGUCCAAGAAAUCCCCACAUUGAGCUGCACUGUGCUGAACUUUGAUAUGCACAUUAAUAGAAGUGACAAAUUGGGACUGGUAAGGACCGCCAUAAACAAUUAUUCGCAAUUUGGAAUGGAUUGAAGUAGAAAACUGUGAAAGUUAGGGCGCAAGCUGCGGCUUGAUUUUUUUCCGUUUUGAAAUAGACGUAAUUGAAAGGCAGAGAAGAAAAUUUUGUAAAUAAGGUGAAGGUAAAAUACGUGGAACAUAUCAUCCCUUUUAAUUGAAAAUUUAGUCAAAAAUGGGUAAUGCUAGGGCGCAGCUCGCUAUGCAGAAAAAGUUCUAAAAGAGUUUUUUUUAAACUCUAUCUUAAAAUAGGAUGGUAAAGUACAAUAAGUCAUUUUGAUAUUUUUUAAAUUCAUAAUUUUAAAAGAUCUAGGGCGCAGCCUGCCAAAAAUAAAAAAAUAGUUUUUUUUUCGAAAUAAAAAAUUAAAGCCAAAUAUAAAUUUUGUGAGCGGUCUUGACUUGUCUUAACCCAAAAAAAAAUCAAUUUCUUUAAUUGUAGGGCGCAGCUUGCCAAAAAAAAAAAUUUUUUUUAUAAUAUAAUUUCCUCUAUUUUUCAGUUCCUCAAGGAGAAAGGCUCGCACGUAUACGUCUACAGAACCGCCGAUUGCUCACUGAGUCCCCUCUACUUCCACGUUGGCGACAAAAUCCUGGAGAUGGAUGGACAUCGAAUUAGUUCCGUCGAGACCGCCAAAAAGUUGUUCUUGAAGCACUUUGACCACGGAAAAACACUUCGUAUUUCUGUGGAACGACCUGAAGGCCUGGACCAGAUCCUUGCCAACGCCUUGGCCAUGAAUUUUGGAGACUCCAAGACGGUUGCUCGAGAAGGUUAG